GCUUUUUUGACGUUUCGUUAUGUCAAACGAUUUAACCCAACUUUUUGUAGCGGUUAGUUAGCCAUUUGAACAUUUAAAAUUACCUUUCGAUAAUUGGUUGCUCUCCCGAAAAAACUCAGACGCAACGCAUAUUACAUUGGCAUAAGAUCUCGCAAAUGAAGUUAAAAUGUCAAAGGAACAAGUCUGCCGAAGAAUUUGUAACAUUCGAUUCGUCGAAGCUAUGCUGUACAGUGCCGCUUUGCAGCUGUUGCUUCUGACUAUAUUCCUCGUUCUAAUGAAAUUCAGCAUAUUUCACCCGUUCAGCUGGAUCACUGACACACUAUCGGUUUUGCUGUCAUUCCGGACGAUUUUAUGGUUCGUUCCACUGUUGGCCGUUGUACUGUUGUAUGGAAUAUGCCUGGGAAAUCAAUAUCUACAGAAGCCACAGUACUAUCCGACUAGAGCGCUGUGGAUCUAUCAAACAACUUUACCGAAUUGUGCAUUUUUCGCCGUCCACAUUAUCUUCUGCAUUGUCACGGCCUGGAUGCAUUCGAAUUAUUCGAUUGUCAGCCGGGACAACCAGGUGAAUUGUAUGCCGAAUCGGAACUGUGUUCACGAGACGUCGUUGAUGUCGAUCGUUUAUGGUAUAUACGUGAGCUCGUACUACUUCUUCGUCAAAGGACCUAUUGACACCACCUACUCCAUCAUUCAACAAAACGUUUACAUGAAAACCAGAUCAAGUCUGGUUUCGCUAUUGGGCAAAAGCGUUUUGCAGUCGAUCGGACCAUUGUUCACAUACUUGUUGCUGUAUGUCGUUCUGCGCGGCUCAAUCAAAUAUUACAUUGCCGCCACAUUCAAUAUGGACUUCUACGACGCAUCGAUAUUCAAUUUGACGCAAAUCUUUUAUCUGUGGAUUUUGAGCGCACAUCUGCUGUGCAACAUGAUGGCAAUCACAACUCUGUUCAAAAUAUGCGUCGAAAAGUAUACUCAGUUUCCCAUUGUGGACAGUCCACUACAAACGGAUGGCUCAACACUGACACUGAACGAUGCACUUUCAUCGGACAUAGCUUGCAUUCGAAAAUUGGCCAGCUACGAUUUAUUCACUUUGGCCAAUUCAAGCGAUGCUACCAGACGAAUGGAAAUUUUCGCCCUAUCGAUGCCUGGUGGCCAUCCAUACAAUUGGACAACAUUGAGUGCAACAUGCCUUCAACAGAUGGACUCGUAUCACGACCUACUAUCCAAAUCAAUCGAACAAAUAGUUCAAGAUAACAAAACGAACAUAAAUAUGAACAAUCGACUGGGCCGACCAGUGCCGAUCAGUGUCACCGUUGCCGAUAAAGUUCGAUUCCGUCAAUAUAAUUCAAACUAUGGAAUUCGUAACAUGUCCACGACUGGAGUCUAUACCACUGAUACGCCGGCCACCGAGCAAAUCAACGACAUCAUGGGGAAAAUAAAAUCGCGUUAUGCUGCCCUGAAAGCGUACAUCAUGAACCUUCCCGGCAUCUACUACUUCUUCGGCGAGAAGUUUUCGUCGAAAAUUGAUUUUCAUCUGCAUGACGCCGAAACUGUUGCUUGGGUGUGCCAGGGACUGUCUUGUCUUGCCGCCCAAUCGUUGAAGGAAGACAAAUACGGCGUUGUGCACAAUAGUCUGGUGAAAAUUAUGACGUCGCUGUUGAAGUUGAGAAAGUCGGCGGAUAAAAUCUUCGACACAAGGUUGGACAUCCAAUCGUCGCAAUUGAAGUGUGUGCAUUUGAGGAAUACGCUGGGCCGUUGCCUGUUUCAGCUGUGCUCGACGUUCGAAGAAUAUCUGACGGAUCUGAUCACCGAUCCCAACGAAUUACAACAAUUUAUUUCCAUUACUCGAAAUCCAGAAAUAUUGAGUUUUAGCUAAAGACACUGCGUGGUACACCAGAUGAUGAGCAUUUUGUUAAACGAAUUUUCCGAAAGUAAAUUAUUAUAAACAAA
This is a messenger RNA of Bradysia coprophila, 1944 nucleotides long. It is a transcript of the gene Ndc1, whose product is annotated as Nuclear division cycle 1. Lineage: Eukaryota; Metazoa; Arthropoda; Insecta; Diptera; Sciaridae. Gene Ontology annotation, molecular function: protein-macromolecule adaptor activity. Gene Ontology annotation, cellular component: nuclear pore transmembrane ring. Gene Ontology annotation, biological process: nuclear pore organization. The record is from RefSeq and is a predicted model, not a curated record.